AUGAAAGUGCAAACGAAAGGGCAAAUGAAAGGGCAAAUGAAAGGGAAAACGAAAGGGCAAAUGAAAGGGCAAAUGGCAAAUGAAAGGCCAAAUGAAAGGCCAAACGAAAGGCUAAACGAAAGGCUAAAUAAAAGGGCAAACGAAAGGACAAAUGAAAGUUUGAAUAAAAAGAGGGUGAAUGAAGGUACAAUCAAAAAGGUGAACGAAAAAGCAAAUAAAAGGGUGAACGAAAAAGCAAAUGAAAGGAUGAAUGUAAAGGAAAACGAAAGAGUAAAUGAAAGAAUGAACAAAAGG
This is a messenger RNA of Racocetra fulgida, 294 nucleotides long. The record is from the annotation of a GenBank genome assembly. NCBI's taxonomy places the organism in Eukaryota, Fungi, Glomeromycota, Glomeromycetes, Diversisporales, Gigasporaceae.